CUAUUUCAAUCAGUUCAUUUUCAGUCUGCAAACGAAAUUGAUUAAACUUUUUCUCUCAAUAUAAAAGUUUAUUUAAAAAAAAAUGGGAAUGAAAAAUGUGCUUUUAUCAACUAUUCUUUUAGGUUUUGCUAUUUAUCAAGCUUCAUGUACAAGAUGUUACUCAUGUUAUCAUCAUGAUGAUUCUUCAAUUAUUGCUGAGGAUAAUAAUCCCGCAUGUGCAGCACCAAUAGAUACCACGAAGAUCCAGGCACUCGAGUGCGGACGUUAUACCAUUUGUGCAAAAGCCUCUGGAAGCUUAAACGGAAAACUAUUUACUACAAGAGGGUGCUCCGUUGUAAAGAAUGUAAACAAUACAGCUGAACUUUGCAUAAAUAUUUCAAAUGUACCCGGAAUGAAAUUACAACACUGUUCGAUUUGUGAUACAAAUUUAUGCAAUGGUGAUAUAGGUGAUGAAAUGCUUACUACUACUGAUAUUACUACUACAACUACAGCUACUAUUACUACACCUACAACUACAACUAUAGCUACUGCUUCCCCUCCUCCGCCCAAUAGCAGCAACAAAUUUUUUGGAACUAUCUUUGCGUAUAUUUCAGCCUUAAUAAUUUUUAUUUCCAUCAAUUGAUUAAAAAUUAUUUUUUAAUUAAAGUGAAUGCUUCUCUUCUAAUUAAUUUUAAACUUGCUAUAUAAAGUUUUUUGGAAAAGAAUUGCCAGGCUUUGCAAGAUCUUUAAUGCUUUACUUAUUCAAUUAUGUACAGACAUUCGUAUUUAAAACUGUAAAAAUAUAUUAAAUAAAUAAUUUAUUGUGAGAAUUUUACGAACUUUAGUUCAAUGUUAAUUGAAUUUGUGUACAGAGAAUCGUACAUCGAACUGGAGACCUCUCGUUAACUAGACGAGUGAGACGAGUGCUCUACCAACAGAGUUAUUAGAGGUCACAUGCUCUGCUUGACUUGCUACACGACCUUAACCAAUUGCAUUAUGCACUGCAAUCGCUUACUCUCGGGGUAGUUCGAUUCUGGAUGAAGGAAGGAAUUCUUCCUAUCUUCACUGGGAAAAAAACUGAAUGAUUUGAGUGUCACUUGCUCUGAUUGACGAUUCUCUGUACAUAAAUAAUUUAUUAUCAAAUGUUAUUACAAGAUUUAUAAUAGAAACCUAAAGAAAAUAUCGAUCACUCUGAAUACGAAACGAAUAACUCCCAGUGGGCAAAUUUUACAGGAGAGUGAUUUGAAUCUGAGACUGAGAUUUAACACGCAGAGUACAGGAUUUUUCAGAUUUAAAAUCUCUAUAACUUUGAAAAGAAUUAUCUUUCUAGUACAAUAUCCACAGGAAAGGUAGAGGGAAUAAAGAAGUAUCCAAAAAGCGAAUAAAAUGGAUUUUGUAAAAAAUCAAGUUUUUCGACUUAUAUUCUGAGUCGUCAAUAUAAUAAAUGAUUGCAUAAGUUCAUAUACA
Phlebotomus papatasi is the source of this 1446-nucleotide messenger RNA. RefSeq lists its product as uncharacterized. The transcript has 3 exons. Lineage: Eukaryota; Metazoa; Arthropoda; Insecta; Diptera; Psychodidae. The record is from RefSeq and is a predicted model, not a curated record. The coding region runs from base 83 to 622 and encodes 179 amino acids.